UUCAAAGCCCAGCUGCCUCGGAUAGCACAGCAUUAGUUAGCUGGGUGGUGGAGGAGCUGCUACUGAAGCUGCUUCUGCUGAAAAUAGAGAAUUUCCAAGGGUUUCUCUGAACCAGAAUCAAUAUCUGGAGCUUCAUUCAGUAGAGCUGGGGACGGAGCUCUGCUUGGCUGUAGACGGUUCAUUUUUCCUGGGUUCGUUUCGUUUUCUACGCACCAGAAGGUGAAAGUAGGUGGACAGGAGAUCUCCCUGUAUUCCUGGACCUCCCCUGAAAGGAUUGAUUAUUGACAAUUUGGUGGGUGAAGCGAAGGAAAAGAAGGAAGAGAAAGAAAGAAGAGGAGGAAAGUGCUGCAGGACGGAGUUUGUACCUUACCCAUUUACGUUAUUUGCACGGGAACCAGGCACUGAAGCCAGACAUUGAAGACUACCUACCUAAAGUGUACAGCGGUCACGGCUCUCAGUCGACACGGUUCUAAGCCUUUCUUACUGGUUAAUCGUCGCUAGAUGGUUGUGCUAUUGUCUUGCAGCUGCUGAAGAGGGAUGUUUAGCAAGUUUUUGAACGUAUAUUCAGUAGCAGGCUACUUAGUCCGGACUGCUGAGAGAGAGGGAGAACACAGCCUUUAAUGGUCGGUCUCGGAGGCAACCUCUAACAAUGGGAUUUCAGAAGUACUGAAGAGUCUGCGACAAAAGACGAGGGAAGAGAGCAAGUCAGGAGAACAAAAGGAAAGGGUUGCAGGGAAGCUGGAGGCACUUUUCAAAAGGGGAUCAGUCCUUUCGGGCCCGGCAGGGGGUGUGCAUGCUGCCCCCUCAACUGGACAUCCUCUUUUGUGCCAGCGCAAGAAAACAAAAGCAAGUAUGCUCAAUAAACUAAGAGAGUUCCGGGAUGCGGGAUCCUGCUGCUGCCACCCCACGCUGAGUUUUGGGGGCAGGACUACGCCAGCUUUGCUCCUGCUGACGGUAAUGCUAGCAGGGGCCCAAGCGUCAUGGCCGCAAGGGCCUGUGGAAGUACUGGGGGACAUCGGGCAGUUGGAGGCUUCCAUGCACUCAGCGGUACUCUCCGACCUCAAGGAAGCAGAAGCGGCUGUAGCGACGGCAACCGAAGCAUCGCAACCAAGCGGGUUCCCGGACUCCUCCGCCGUGGUGGGACGGGUGUUCCAGAUGCGAAUCCCCACCAAAGCCAAGGACUCGAGUAGCAUAGUCAAGGUUACGGAAGCAGGCAAAGACACCCUACCAGCAUGGUUACACUGGGAACCAAUGAGCAGCACCCUUCAAGGACUUCCUCUGGAGGUAGACAAGGGUGUCCAUUACAUAUCCAUCUCCAUUACGAAUUCAAGUCGUGUAUCCCAGAGCCCAGAUGUAUUCUCCAUUGAGGUUCAUCCAGAGGAACAUGCUGACACUGAUCCCAUUCAGUUGGCAGUCCAGUCCGACAUCAACGAUUCUCAACCUUUCGUCUGCGGCAACGAAGAGCCCGUCACCGUGCUCACCGUCAUCCUGGAUGCGGAUCUUACCAAGAUGAGUUCCAAGCAGAGAGUGGAGCUUUUGGCCAAGAUGAAAAAGUUCUCAGGGGUGGGGCUCCAGCACAUGAAGAUCUUGCCUGUUGUCAACAACCGUUUGUUUGACAUGUCCGCUUUUAUGGCUGGACCAGGAAAUGCCAAGAAGGUAGUGGAGAACGGUGCUCUCUUAUCCUGGAAACUGGGUUGUGCCCUGGAUCAAAGCAACAUUCCCAACAUCAGCAGCGUUCAGGUUCCUGCAAAGGAAGGGACAAUGUCAGCACAGUUGGGAUACCCUGUUGUUGGGUGGCACAUUGCUAACAAGAAGCCUCACGUACCGAAAAGAGUCCGGCGGCAGCUUAACAACACUCCUACACCCGUGCCCUCUUUGCUUCCUCCGACAACGUACCCUGAGCCGGCCACCCGCAUUGUGCCCACACCUACGUCACCAUCGUUUGGACCAGCUUCGGACACUUCUGCACCUCCUAUGCGAGGUCCUGUACCAUUGCCUGUGCGACCUACUCAACGUGCCAGAGAAUCGAUUGCCCACACUCCCACAAUUGGGCCCCCUCAACCAACAAAAAUUAUGGACACCACCAGCACAAUUGCUAUUCAGCCUACAAUGACCAGAACAGUGGUUGUUGGUCCUUCUGUAACUCCAGCAACACCAACUACAAGGAAACCAACCAAGAAGCCCAGGAAACCCAAGACCACUCCAGUGCCAAGAGAGCCUAAGACGACCACACCCAAGCCGCCCAGACGCACCACCCCCUCAGUUGUUCUCCCAAGUGAUAAUGUGAGACCAGAGUUGCGUAACCCAAUUGAUCAGGUGAAGGCAUUCAUCGGCACGUACUUUGAAGUGAAGAUUCCAUCGGACACAUUCUUCGACAAAGAAGAUGGUACAACGGACAAGUUGAGACUAACCUUGAGGAGAAACAACGACGUCGUGGGAGAAGACUCUUGGAUUCAGUUCAAUAGCACAAGUCAGUUGCUUUAUGGAUUACCUGACUGGCAGCAUGUAGGCAAACAUGAGUACUUCAUGCAGGCAACUGACAAAGGUGGUCUUUACACGACGGAUGCCUUCGAGGUCCGGGUGAAUCGCUUUGGAAACAACUUCAAGUCACCAGUCCUGUUCGCUGCCCGAUUCCAAGGGGAACCUCAUUCUGUUACUAAUGACGUCCACAAGAAGAUCCUUCUCGUCAAGAAGCUGGCCUAUUCGUUUGGCGAUCGCAAUUCUAGUUCAAUCACUCUGAGGAAUAUCACCAAGGGUUCAAUUGUAGUGGAGUGGACCAACAACAGCCUCCAGCAGCACCCGUGCCCGAAGGAGCAGAUCCAGGCCAUGAGUCGACGGAUCUCCGAUGCUGACGGAAGGCCGUCGCAGACGUUCAACAAUGCCAUGGAGCCGGAGUUCAGACCCAUCAACAUCACCAUCAAAGGAACCGGAAGUUGUCUCAACUACAUGUUCGUUCCCCCAGGAGAGAUCCCAGACACGUUUCCUCCAGCAGUUACUCCUGCCGUGGGAGCCGGGCGACAGAGCACCGACGACGUUUACCUUCACACGGUCAUACCAGCUGUGGUUGUUGCGGCAAUUCUGCUGAUCGCUGGCAUCAUUGCCAUGAUUUGCUAUCGCAAGAAGCGCAAGGGCAAGCUUACCAUUGAAGACCAGGCGACGUUCAUCAAGAAAGGGGUGCCCAUCAUUUUCGCGGAUGAACUUGACGAUUCCAAGCCCCCUCCAUCGUCCAGCAUGCCCCUUAUCCUUCAAGAGGAGAAGCCUCCUCUUCCGCCACCUGAGUACCCAAACAUGCCCAUUCCAGAGACAACGCCUCUAAACCAGGACCUGAUGGGCGAGUACACAGGCCUACAAGAUGAGGACCCUAAUGCACCUCCUUACCAGCCUCCUCCACCCUUCUCCACUCCCAUGGAGGGUAAAGGGUCUCGCCCCAAGAACAUGACCCCCUACAGAUCCCCACCCCCUUACGUGCCACCCUAAUGUUUGCUGAUCCCUCCGGUUGUGGAGGACUAGGAACUUGUGCAGUUCCAACUCCAUUGUUGUCUCUUUGCAUUUUUGGAUGUUGGAGGGGCUCCACAGUUUGGGACAAUGCGACGGGAGGGUUGGGAGUAAUUUCUUUAAAAAAUCGAAAAAAUGAAACAAAAAAAUUGGACUGGACUUUUGGGGAAAGGGUGAGGAUGAGGGUGAGGAUGAGGGUGAGGGUGGGGGAUGUACCUAGGUAGUCUGCAAAGGACACCAAGAGCAACCUCAGCCUCUUGACUACUCUGGCUACUGCUGAACAGUUGGGAGAUGUGCCCUCCAAUCCUAGCGCUUUUGUGUCUAGAUGGGCUUUUUUGUUGUUUUAUCGUUUCUUUCUAUUUCUUUCCGACUGACUUCAGAAUCAAAACUACUUGCCUAACAGCCCUCUUUUUAUCUUCUGAACUGAACCGUUCUUGUGUUUUUGAAUAAUACAUAAAGACAAUAAGUAAACUGACUGCAGGUGCGAGAGAGAGAGAGUGUUUCGUAGGGACAUUCUAUGAAUGAGGAGAAAAACCUGAUGAUGACCUAGAGGAACUUGAACAGCCGUGCAGACGAUUACAGGCUGUCUGUUUCGAUUCAAUACAGUUCGCCUUUUAACAUUUAAUUAUACUGUUUUUAUCUUUAUUCACGUCUAGUAAAGAUGAGCAUAACAAGAGGUAGCCAAAAAGCUCGAUUAAGAGAGAGAGAUAGAACCUUUUUGUAUAUUGGAAAGGUUUGUUCUGCUUUUGUUUUUUUCUUCAUAAGUUUUAAAGUAAAUCUGAAAGAUUCUACGAAGCAAAUCUUUUUGGUGUUGUGCCCUGAAAUAAGAAUAAUAAAAAAAAUAAUAAUAAUAUGAAUAAUAAUCAAAAUAAGUCACUUGGGUCGAUGGGUAAAUUCUGGCUGUUUUUAGAGAGCGUUCGUUUCGGUCCUGUAACGUUUUUGGAGCUGGAGAUUUUUGGAGAUCUUAACGGGAAAUCACAGAUACGUACGAUAUGUACGUGAGCGAUGAUCUACUGUAAAGAAAAACGCUUCUGUUGUAUUCUGACUUUGCAUUUAUUCGGAAAAAUUGAACUAAAACAAAGAAAAGAGAGGCCUGGAACCAGAGUUUGAGCUUUGUGUGUGUAGUUAGAUGACAUGUUGGUUUUUAGUUUGAAGGGAACGCUAAUCAGGCGAAUCAGAAAUGUGGCAAACUCAUAACAUAUAUAUAUAUAUAUAUAUAUAUAUAUAUAUAUAUAUAUAUAUAUAUAUAUAUAUAUAUAUAUAUAUAUAUAUAAAACAAAUUUCACCGCAAGCAUUCGGCACCAGUCAGAAUCAGAACCUGCUCAGUCAGCUUUGCUCAUAUGAUUUAAAAGGCUCAAAAGGCCCAAUCUCAGCUAGGCUUUCAGAUUACUUUUAUUUUUUCUUAUUUUAAAAUGUUUUGGUUUGUAUUGUUCUUUAUUUUUAUUUUUUUUUUGUUUUUAACUCUUCAAUAAUGAUUAUGGAGUGUAUGCCUUGGAUUGACACAAAAUAACUGAAAAUAAAGACUGAAGAUUUUGAUAACUAAA
Molecule: messenger RNA, 5039 nt
Organism: Astyanax mexicanus (Mexican tetra)
Lineage: Eukaryota; Metazoa; Chordata; Actinopteri; Characiformes; Acestrorhamphidae
Gene: dag1
Product: dystroglycan 1
Exons: 4
Coding region: 853-3477 (874 amino acids)
Biological process (GO): morphogenesis of an epithelium; axon guidance; muscle attachment
Cellular component (GO): sarcolemma; dystroglycan complex; dystrophin-associated glycoprotein complex
Molecular function (GO): laminin binding; calcium ion binding
Source: RefSeq, a predicted model, not a curated record